This is a messenger RNA of Dictyostelium discoideum AX4, 201 nucleotides long. RefSeq lists its product as hypothetical. Bases 1 to 201 code for a protein of 66 amino acids. NCBI's taxonomy places the organism in Eukaryota, Evosea, Eumycetozoa, Dictyosteliales, Dictyosteliaceae. The record is from RefSeq and is a predicted model, not a curated record. The transcript has 2 exons.
AUGUCACACCAAUCAAUUGAUAAAGAAUUUAAAAAACCAAAUAAUCACCAAAAAAUAAUCCCAGAUGAAAAAACUCCAAACACAAAACAAGAAAAAAGAGAGGCUUAUAAACUAUUAAAAAAUAAAAAGCCAAAGGAUAAGAAAAUAACCUACCAAUCAAAAAUGAAUAAUCCUGAAAUUCAUAGAUAUGAUUAUAUUUAA